ACCGUCCCUCCUAUUAUUCAAAAAUUUGAACUGUGUUUACAGCCGCGAGGGACGAUCUCCUUGACCCCAAAUCAUUCACAGCAAAAGAAGCAGCAGUGAGGGCUUCGUGUCGCGCGUCCCUCUCUUUCCGUCCUCUUGCAAAGUCGCAGCAGCAGCUUUCCCAGCAUCGCGUCAUCGCUGGUGAAAGCACAUUAUCUUGUUGGGGACUCGACAAAUAUGCACUGUUGUAUGGCCACCAAGAGUCAAAUUUUUUUGGAAAAACUUUUCAGGAUUCUUUUGCUAGGAUUUCUUUUCCUAGAAAAAAACUUCACUACCUAAGGAAUGGAGGAAGUUGAUGCAGAGAUUGCCUUCUUGGCCACGGAGAAGCCCACAGGGCAUGAGUGGGAACUCUACAAAGAAAACGUGAAGCCGUUGAAAAGGGGGAGAAAUGUCCACCUCCUUAACGAAGCUCUUAAAUGCAAUAAUCACAAUGCCUCUAGGAAAUUUCUCUUCGAGCAUCGCAGGAAGUUGAUUGAAGCAAUUGAUGAUUAUAAAGGGGACGAUCCUCUCAUGCCAUGGCUCGAGUGCAUCAAAUGGGUUCAAGAAUACUUUCCAGCAGGUGGUAAAUAUUCUGGGUUGCUUGUCAUUUAUGAGCAAUGUGUCCGUACAUUCUGGCAUCAAGCGCAAUAUAAGGAUGAUUUGCGCUAUGUAAAAGUGUGGUUGGAAUAUGCUGAUAAUUGCUCUGAUGCUGAGGUGAUAUACAAAUUUCUGGAUGCAAAUGAAAUUGGACAAACACAUUCUUGUUAUUACAUAUCAUAUGCUCUACAUAUGGAAUCAAAGCAUAAGUUGAAAAAUGCAGAUGAUAUCUUCAAUCUUGGUAUUUCACGGAAGGCACAUCCAAUAGAGAAGCUAGAAAGUGGUUACAGGAAAUUUCUUUCACGUUCAAUGAGAUCUUGCAAAUCUAAAGAAGAAGAAUCUGCCCAAGAUCCAUUACCUGCUCGAGUCUUUGGAACUGUUUUGGCUGCCGGAGAAGUUGGCAGACUCGCCAUGCAACAACAACCUGAUGUUUCUCGAAAAAGGGCAAAAUUAGCAAGGGCAUCAAGUAAUGUACCAUUAUCUAUCUACAAUGAUGCAACUUCAGAAGGACACUCUGUGCAAUCAUCACCUAAUGCAUCUCAAAGAGUAUCAAGCAAGAUUCAAGGUCAUGUUUGGCGAACCCUGGGCACCCAGGUUGACAGGAACAAGGAAAACACGGCUGUGCCUGUAAAGUGGACAUCUACUAAGAUUCCCCAAAAGAACACAAUGAGAAGAAGAAAUACAGGUCCGAGUCCAUAUCUUGAAGUUUUUGUUGAUGACGAAUUUGCAGAUGCUGAUGAUCGGCUCAGGUUACCUGGGACUGCUGAAGGCUCUGAGUCUGAAAGGCAAUCACUUUUGCAUACUCGGCAUGGCAUUCAAAACCUCAAAAACGAAACUGAACUAUUAAGAGAGAAUCCUUUACGUCAUUUUCCACCAUGUAGCCUCCCAAGAUGAUGUGCUAUCCUACUCAGCACAUGCACUCAACAGCAGAAGCUGCUUGUAUUGAACCUUUUAUUUCUUCUUUUCCGCCAACAUUUUUUUGGCAGUGACUAUAAUGUAUGAACUAAAAUAUGAGUUUUGCUUUUGACGAACGAGGACACCAGUCAAUUGCUGUUGUACCUUAAAUAUAAUGCUGAAAUCAACUAUUGAUGGAUGAAAAUUACAUAUUUCUUGUGCUCAUGCAUAA
Nymphaea colorata (pocket water lily) is the source of this 1741-nucleotide messenger RNA. RefSeq names its product mitotic spindle checkpoint protein BUBR1. Gene Ontology annotation, biological process: mitotic spindle assembly checkpoint signaling; meiotic sister chromatid cohesion, centromeric. NCBI's taxonomy places the organism in Eukaryota, Viridiplantae, Streptophyta, Magnoliopsida, Nymphaeales, Nymphaeaceae. The record is from RefSeq and is a predicted model, not a curated record. Bases 322 to 1509 code for a protein of 395 amino acids. The transcript is spliced from 13 exons. Gene Ontology annotation, molecular function: protein kinase activity.